AUGGCCCAGGCCUCAGGAAGGGCUGAGCACGCGCACGGGUCGGCCAAGGUCCCGCCAGCCUCUCCUGCAGGGCUGGGCAGAUUCCAGCCGGGAGCCGGCGGAAGAGCCGUCGUGCCCGUCCGUGUCGGCGGGACCGGGCCAGGUGGGCCGGGGUCUGGCUCCACGGCGGCUCGCCCCGUGCUGCGGGGGCCCGCGGCCACGGCUGGCCUCCCUUGCGAUCGACUGAUCGGCAGAAAAGGUGUGCCGCCUUGGGAGGCCGACGCCGCGGAGGACGACGGCGCCCGGGCCAACGGCGGCGGGGGCGCCGGGCCCAGGAACGGGCCCUCGGCCCCCGGCUCCCCGGGCGCGGCCCCCGCCCCGCCGGGCGCGGCCGCCUCCCGGUUCCGGGUGGUGAAGCUGGACCAGGGCCCGGGAGAGCCGUACCGACGCGGGCGCUGGACUUGCCGGGACUUCUACGAGCAGGAGGCGGAGCACCCGCCGGCGGGGCGGCUGGCGGACUCGGCGCGGCACCCGCAGUCCCUGGACUCGCGGCUGGAGGCGGCCGGGCUGCUGGUGCGGCCGCCCAGCCCCUUCAGCCCGCAGCCCGGCCGCCGGGGCGCCGGCCUGCAGGCCCACCUGGUGCUGCCGGGCCCCGGGGCCCCCGGGCACCAGGCCCGCUCCCUCGGGGGCGGCCUGCCCGCGCUCCUCCGCCCCCACCGGACUCCCCCCAGCCCCGUGUCCCUGCGGAGCCCCCUGGCGGCGGCUGAGGCGCCCCUGCUCGCCGGCGGGGACGGCGCGAAGGACUCUGGCGAGCCCGGCCCCGGCCCCGGGCCCGGCCCGGCCCGGCCGGCGGAGGAGCUCCUGCUGCCCAAGAGCGUCGCGCAGCUGAUGCACCGCGGGACGGAGGAGCGCCGCAGGGGCCCGACGAGGGAAUCCCGCUCGCGCCCCUCCUCGCCGGCCCCCCCGCUGUUCCGGGACGGGAGCCCCAGCCGGAGAACGUCGGACCCUUUCGGGGCCGCCCGCCUCAGCCUGGCACGGUCCGUGCUGGGCAUGGGGGCCGCCCACGACAGCGACGACGAGAGCGGGACCAGCAGCAGCAGCAUGAUCGCCAUCGACAACAAGAUAGAGCAGGCCAUGGACCUGGUGAAGAGCCACCUGAUGUUUGCCGUGCGCGAGGAGGUGGAAGUCCUGCGGGAGCAGAUCAAGGAGCUGACGGAGCGCAACGCCCUGCUGGAGCGGGAGAACGCGGUGCUGCGCUCGCUGGCCAACGGGGAGCAGCCCGCGCGCCCCCAGGCCCGGCCCCCGCCCGCCCGGCCCCCCCCCCAGCGGCACCGCCUGACCCUCCGGGGGCCGGGGGCCGAAGGACACGGGGGGCUCGCCGGGGGAUUCCCACAGAUGUGAACCGCUGGCAGCUCGGCGCCGGCGUCGCUGGAGGGGGCGUGGAUGAGUGCGUGCAUGAAACCAGCCUUUGGGGGGGCGGGGGGUGGGGGGAGAAGGGGUCUACUAACCACAGCAUGUGCCUUUAGCUGGUGGAAUCACAGCCUGGUUUUACCCCCCAGCUCUGGGUGUCGCGGGAGCUUUUGUGGAGGAUGCGCCGCGGUCGGGGAGGGGGCUUUGUCGGGGCUUGUGGAGCGGCUGCGCGCAGGUGGGGGGCCCCCACGUCCCCAGCGGCCGGGCUGAGCACCCCGGGGGCUCUCUGGGAAGGGGCGGCGCUCGAGGUGCCCCGGCACGAGUGGGGAGCGGGGGCGCAGGCAGGGGCAGACGGAGCUGGCAACCAUUUUAUAUUGAGGACACUUUUGCAGUAUUUCAGGUCAUUAAAGUACGAAAUGGCUGCGGCC
Varanus komodoensis (Komodo dragon) is the source of this 1817-nucleotide messenger RNA. RefSeq names its product TSC22 domain family member 4 (gene TSC22D4). Bases 1 to 1380 code for a protein of 459 amino acids. The record is from RefSeq and is a predicted model, not a curated record. NCBI's taxonomy places the organism in Eukaryota, Metazoa, Chordata, Lepidosauria, Squamata, Varanidae. The transcript is spliced from 5 exons. Gene Ontology annotation, biological process: regulation of transcription by RNA polymerase II.